UUCAUGUCUGCUCGUUUGCUCUUUUACCUUGUGCAUUUGUGGCAUAAGACAGUCUCAGCAUUGUAGUUCACAAGAUUUGAGCACUAUCGCCAUUGAAAAGUUUAUUUGACAGCUCUGUCGCGAGUCUUUAGACCAACCUCCCCUCUCACCCCUGUGGAUUUAAUCGUAUCGCAGGAAGUCCCUCACGUCCUCUCAUCCUGCGCUGUGUAUGUGUGUGUUUCUGUGUCGAUAUAUUAUGAAGAUCUCAUCAUAAGCAGCCGGGCAUCAUGAGCAUCUACCGGCGCAUGGAGAACUGGUGCCUCUUACGCGGACUUGGCAUUUUUGCGCUCUUGAUAGUGGGACUGACCGCUGAUAGCUCGCCUCAUCACUCACACGACGAGAGGAGAUUGAAAAUUUCUCUCACCAAACUGGAACACUAUCAGAUCAUUGUACCACUAUUGCUGGAAGGAAACGAACAGCGACCAAUAAGCUGGCUCCGCUCCAGGACUCCUCCAGCUUCACUGUGCAUCCUGAUCCAAACAGAAGGAAAGCAGCUGAUUUUGUCUGUGGAGAAAAACCAUGGACUCUUUGCCAGCCAUUACACUGAGACACACUACAGGGAGGAUGGACAAACUGUUUCUUGUUACCACAACUCUACGAUGAAUUGUUAUUACCAUGGCGAAGUCCAAGGGUACGCCCAUUCUGAUGUCACCCUCAGUACUUGCUCUGGUAUCAGAGGGUUCAUCUUACUUGAAAAUAAAACACUGAUGGUGGAGCCAGCUUUCGAGCCAGCAAACGACACACAUGUGAUCUACGAUGGACAGCACCUACACUUCCUCUCUGGAUCUUGCGGACAUGGACACAACAUAUCUACAGUCAACCAUGCCAAUGCUGGAGAACUGCCACAAUUAUUCAGCCCAAGGCAUAAAAGAGAUGUUCAGGAGACCACCAAAUAUGUGGAACUCAUCAUAGUAGCAGACAACAGAGAGUUCCAGAAACAAGGAAAAGAUGUGGAGAAGGUCAAGCAGAGACUUGCCGAGAUCGCCAACUAUGUGGACAAGUUUUACAGGGUGCUGAAUAUUCGUGUUGCUUUGGUUGGACUGGAGGUUUGGAGUGAUGCUGAUAAGUGUGCCAUCACCCAUGAUCCCUUCACGACCCUCCAUGAAUUUUUGGACUGGAGAAAACUUCGACUGCUGCCACAUCGGCCACAUGAUAAUGCCCAACUUAUUAGUGGGGUGUACUUCCAGGGCACCACAAUAGGUAUGGCUCCCAUUAUGAGUAUGUGCACCGCGGAGCAGUCGGGAGGCAUUGUCAUGGAUCACUCCGACAAUCCUCUAGGAGCUGCUGUGACUUUGGCCCAUGAGUUGGGCCACAACUUUGGAAUGAACCACGACACUCCAGAGCGGGGGUGCGGCUGUAGGAUGACUGUUGACCGUGGCGGCUGCAUCAUGACUCCUUCUACAGGGUACCCAUUUCCUACUGUGUUCAGUACCUGUAGUAAGAAGGAUCUGGUGGCGAGUCUGGAGAAAGGGGUUGGCAUGUGUUUGUAUAAUAUGCCUGAAGUCAAAAUGAUCUACGGGGGACAGAAAUGUGGCAAUGGAUACAUCGAGGAAGGAGAAGAGUGUGACUGUGGAGAGCAAGAGGAGUGUAUGAACCCCUGCUGUAACGCUACAACAUGCACUCUCAAGGGAGAUGCUGUGUGUGCCCAUGGACAGUGCUGUGAAAACUGCCAGUUAAAACCAGCAGGGACCCCUUGUAGAGAGGCCAGUAACUCAUGUGACUUGCCCGAGUUCUGUACCGGUACCAAUCCCCACUGCCCUGCCAAUGUGUACUUGCACGAUGGGCAUGCGUGCCACAAUAUGGAUGGUUACUGCUACAAUGGCAUCUGCCAGACACACGAGCAGCAAUGCAUCACCCUAUGGGGACCAGGAGCGAAACCUGCCCCUGGGAUCUGUUUUGAAAGGGUAAACUCUGCAGGUGAUCCCUAUGGAAAUUGUGGAAAAGACUCCAAAGGCUCCUUCGCUAAAUGUGAAGCAAGGGAUGCUAAGUGUGGAAAAAUUCAGUGCCAAGGGGGUGCCAACAGGCCAGUGAUCGGAACCAAUGCUGUUUCCAUAGAGACUAAUAUACCUCUCCAAGAGGGUGGGCGUAUUCUUUGUCGUGGAACACAUGUGUACCUCGGUGACGAUAUGCCCGAUCCAGGACUGGUGUUGGCAGGCACUAAGUGUGCUGAGGGCAUGAUAUGUUUGAACAGGCAGUGUCAGAAUGUCAGUCUGUUUGGAGUGCACAAAUGCUCUGCGAAGUGUAGUGGAAGAGGGGAAUGCAACAACAAGAAGAACUGCCACUGUGAAGCUCUCUGGGCACCUCCAUUCUGUGAUAGGGCGGGGUUUGGUGGCAGUGUGGACAGUGGACCAAUGAGACUGGCUGAUGUCCGAGUGUGUGUUUUAAUGUGCGUGCUGUCCUAUGUGACAACAGCUGACAGCAGCGCUGUGGCCGUGGGCGUGCUGGUCACCCUCCUUUGCUUGCUGUUGGCGGGGCUGAUUUUGUGCCUGAAGAGGAAGGCGCUGGUUCAGAUGCUUUGCAUCAAUAAAAAGAGUGCGAUUCAAAAGCUCAGAUCAGUUGGGCGAAAGAGAGCACCCAGCCCCCCGCAGUCUGUCUUCAGGGUCUCACCUCAGUGCAAGCCCCCCACUUUACCUCUACAAUCCAGAUGUGAUAAGACAACUCACCCCAGUUCAGAGCCUCUCCUUCCUCCACACAACUUCCACAGUUUGCGUGGGUUACCUGAAUGCCCAAGCAGGUUCCAACCUGUCCACAUCAGCCACCCCAUGCCCAUCACACUGGGGGUUGGAAUGGCUACAGGCUUGCAGUCCCUGCCCUCUGUCCCUCCUCACAGGACUCUGCUCUCACACGCACACUCGCUGGGCAUAGCGGCAGGCUUCCACACACUUCCCCGUCAGCUGCCCUACACAAACAGCCAGGACUAUGAGAAGCCCAGUCCCCCACAGAAGCCACUUCCAGCAGACCCCUUAAUCAGAGGCCAUGGUGUGGGCCACAUCAUGUCCACAGAGGGAGUUCGGAUACCGGGCCCUGGUCCUCUACCCAUCUCGAUUCCAACAGUACCAACACAACCACCACCUUCCAUACCACUGCCUAACAGACCCCUUCCCAGACUACCCCAUUCAUGUUAUGAUCACUGACAUAGAGUAUGGACACAAAAACACUGAAGGUGAAUUUCACCAGCAUCUGAACACACUUGUUUGCACUAUAAAAAACUCUAUUGGGCCAAGUGACCACCCCUGCAGAACUCCACUGAAUUUCCUACAGAGAAGCGGACUGACGUGACACCUUGGUGCUAUGCCCCCUCAGAAAAGGUGUUCAUUAGUCCUCGCUCGGGUACUGCAGAACUUUUUAAGAUGUAUAUUUAUUGUAAAAAACACACACACACACACACACAAAACGAUGUACUGUGAUUGCCACUUUUUUACUGUAUAAUCAUUGUGACUUUUAUUGCAAUUCUUUUUUUAUCAAUUUGUAUAUAUGAGAGCUUGUUCAUUACAAAAUAAGGGAUGCUUUCUUUAAGUGCUUUUCCCCCUCUACUACAGUUUAUCUGCUAUGUUUGUGGUAAGAAGUACAUUGGUGUUGUGAUUAAAAAAAACAGACCUUUUAAAAAAUUACAGCCUGUCUGGAACACUGGAGUAUGAACAAUAUCAGAUUUGAAUUAAACUAUCAGAGAGCCAUGGAACAGAAUCAGCCAAAGUGCAAAAAACUUGCCAUAAAGGAUGAGAGCAAUUAUUGUUCACUCAUAGUUCAGUUAUCUGUGUUGUCCUGUUUUAAUUAGUCAGUGAUAGUCAAGCUCCCGAACACCGACAGACCAACUUUUGUAGUUACUAUUUAUGGUCCAAACACUUGAAGUGACAACAUUGGAUUGUGGUUUUCCUUUUUUCCCAACUCAUACUUGUGACAUUACACCAAAUAGUGACACCACCGUAUUCAGUUUAACAGAAAAGUGCAAUCACUAUUCAUUGUUCUACAGCUUUCAUGCCUCUAUCAUCAUGGCCUUAAUGUGCUGUUUACAAACUUUAAAGCCCCCGUGAAAUAAAAUGAGUGUUUUCUGGCAUUUAGUAUAUGUUUGUUUGCUUUGAGGUCAUCUAUAUGCUAGUGUAUUCCUAAACAUUGACAAAAUUCACUUUUAUCAAAUAUACUGUACACAUUUAAAAAGGACAGUCUUUUCUUCUGGAAAAAAGGACUAAAAUAUUUAUGACUAAUUUUGAAUAUUCAAAUACUCCCUAGAAUAAGAAUGACCCUUCCUUUGCAACCGACCAACAGCUUCCAGUUUUAAUAUUUCAGAAAACUGCACUCAGUGAUUUCAUGUGGUCUUAAAGUGAUGUUAAUGAAAAUUCCGCCAAUACUUGAAGCAGUAGAUGUUGAAUAUGCUGUGCUGUAUUUCUUGUUAUAUCUUUAAUCAAGUACAGUAUCCAACCCUUUUUUUCUUUUCAUACAUCCAUUUAAAGUGUUUUCAAACAAGUGGUUCCAGCCCAUGGCCAUACAGCUGUCUUUAUGCACAGCUGGACUAGCUGUUAUUCAUAAACACAUGGGAAUGUUGUUCUGCCUGGUACUUCAUCCUGAGGGGGAAAUUACACCAAAAUCUCACUUCAGGUUUUCCAUAUAUGGAUAUGAUUAAUUUUCCAGUGCUGUUGCAUUGGGAGUGUAACAUACCCAGCUGUCACACAUUAUCUCUUUCAAGCAAAGCCUAUGUGUAUGUGUGUGCUGUUUUUUUUAACUAGUCUCAACAAUUUAAUAUUUCUCCUUUUUUUUUGCACUCAUGCAAAUGUAUUGAAUGCUCAAAACGUCACUGUUUAAAAUGCUUUGACAGACGUAAGUAGAAAGUAUGUUUACAUGGGUAGUUAUAAUCAAGCUACCACAGGUUUUUGUGUAGUCGAGCUUGUCUUAAUCUCUCUAAAUCUGUCAUGAAAAUUAUUGCUCAGUUUUGCACUGGGUGUCAAUUUCAUUGUGUUAUAGUUUUAAAUACACCCAAUCAUUUUUUAUUUCUAUACAUUAUGAUGUUAAAAUGGAAUUGUGACUGCCUAGGAAAGUGAAUGGUCCCUACAAAACUGAACAAUUGGGGUAAUGCACAGACUUGAACAAGACUGUGGAACACAAAAUAA
Molecule: messenger RNA, 5141 nt
Organism: Xyrauchen texanus (razorback sucker)
Lineage: Eukaryota; Metazoa; Chordata; Actinopteri; Cypriniformes; Catostomidae
Product: disintegrin and metalloproteinase domain-containing protein 12-like
Exons: 23
Coding region: 267-3173 (968 amino acids)
Biological process (GO): proteolysis
Molecular function (GO): metalloendopeptidase activity
Source: RefSeq, a predicted model, not a curated record